Daphnia carinata is the source of this 1617-nucleotide messenger RNA. RefSeq names its product arginine and glutamate-rich protein 1-like (gene Arglu1). Bases 308 to 1117 code for a protein of 269 amino acids. Lineage: Eukaryota; Metazoa; Arthropoda; Branchiopoda; Diplostraca; Daphniidae. The record is from RefSeq and is a predicted model, not a curated record. Gene Ontology annotation, molecular function: cadherin binding. Gene Ontology annotation, cellular component: nucleoplasm; mitochondrion. The transcript has 4 exons.
GCUGGAUUACAUUUCACUAACUGCAUUUUCUCAGUUAUUCUUUUUGGUUUUAGACGUGUGGUGUGCUGAUGUUAAAUUUACCGAGAAAUAUUUGUUACCUUUGUCAAAGAAGGUGUGGAUUCCAUAUAUUUCUGAAUAGUGACGAAAACUUUAGCAAUUUGCGUGAUUUUGAAUCCCAAGCACGCAGUUAUAAUUCCAUCUUUGCAAUCCCAUCCUGAAGAAGAACCAUCUGCUUCAUAGGCGUUUUCCUUUCAAAUUAAAAAACUUCGUGUAAAAAAGACAAACGUGUCAGAACAAAAAAACAACCAUGACAAAAUCAAGAAGCAGAAGUCGGUCGAAAUCGCGAGACAGAGUCCGAAGAAGCAAACACAAAAGGCGUUCUAGAUCAAGAUCUCGAUCGAGAAAAAACGAAAAACAUCGAAUGCCUACUGCUCGCAAGCAGUCAUCAGAAAACAAAUACAGGAAAAGGUCGAGAUCGUCGUCUUCCUCCAAUAGCGAUUCUGAUGCUGGUUCCAGGAGAUCAAAACUUGGCAGAAGUAAACUCAGUGAAGUGGAGAGACUGGCUGAAAUUGAACGUCAAAGAGCAGCGCAAAACGCAAGAGUCAUGCGUCAGAAAGAACAGGAACAAAAGAUAGUUGAAGAGGAAACCGUCAAACGAAUCGAAGAGAUGGUGGCCCAGCGAGUAGCAGAAGAAUUGGAGAAGCGGAAGGACGAAAUUGAAGCCGAAGUCCUACGACGAGUGGAAGAAGCCAAACAGAUAAUGGAGCGACAAAUGCUGGAGGAGCUAGAAAGGCGGCGUAAAGAGAGGCUGGAAGAAGAAAACCGCCGUGAGGUAUCGUAUUUUGUUGGCUCCGGUUAUCCCCCGUUCUCUUACGGGCAACGGAACGCUGAAUUUGCAAUCGACUUGUUCUCUCUGCAUAUGAUGCAGUUCAUUCGCGAUAUACUUGCCACCUUUUUUCAAAGGUGGCAAUACCAUUAUUCGAAAAAGAUGUUCCCGAAAUUUAGCAAUGUGCGUCAAGUGGUUAUUGUAAAUUCAGCCGUUUCCGCGGAUUACGAAAGAAGAAAGUCUAUCGGCUGCAUUUCUCUCCCAUCUUGCAUCUUGUUCACAAAUUUAUAGCCCUUUUCUCCCGGCGUUUACCUUUGUCAUUGCGCGCCGAGUAGGAGCGGGCUGUCUUGUUUUUCCUAUACAAGACAUUUUUCCUAAGGAAGAAUUGCAGAGAAUUCGAUUUUUUUUGUCAAGUGAUGAGAGAGAAAUUGAACGGUUUGAGGCCCUUUUAAAUGGUGGGUCAUCAUUUCGAUCGAUCGUCUGGAGUAUGCUGACAGUGAUAUCUCUCCGCCGAGCAAGGUCAGUUGUUUUCUGGUACCGUGACCUCCAGUGUCAAAAUUCAAGGGUCAUCAGGGUUGUGCAGGUAACAGCAAUCAUCACCAAACAAAACACAUUUGUUCUUCCCCCUCUCUCGAUAUAUUUGAUUCUCAUCGUUUGACAUGAUUGACUGUUCAUUUCAUUUGUGCUUCACUCUUUAUGUUAAUUUUAAACAAAGUACCAUUUAUUGUGGUAACUUCGGCCACCAUCACUACCCCACACCCCGUUUUUAAUGGCGUGACUGGAUGGGUAUA